AUGCCCGAAAGUCCUUUGCCAGCAAGCCCAUAUCCAGGCCAAAGACUGCGCAAACCACUGACGGACAACUGCAUUAAUGAAUGGCGAGAUAAUCCCAAAUACAACAAUCCCGACGACAGCAAUCCUGCCUACCUUGCCGCCCUCAAAGACCAUGAAUUUCUCGAUCAAGUCGAGUCAUACUUCGACCGAUUCCUCGCUGUUGUCAGAGCACCCAAGUUUAGAAGACUUCUGCUCUUGAUAAUAGUACUGUCACUCUCUGCCUUCUUCCUUCUCACGAGGAUCAUUGAACCAUUUGUUGAGGAAGAGACGGCCGUGUGGACUUCAUUAAUUGCCAAUACAACCACUUCAACCACUGGCAUAUUUGGAACGAACGUCCGACCCCAUUUUCCCAACAUGAUCCACCUUCAAGACCUCGACCCUGCGCUCCUCCCGGGUUCGUCCAAAAGAAAGCAACACAAAGGCGUGGAGGCUAAGAAGAGGCUUAUAUUUAUUGGAGAUAUCCAUGGAUGUAAAGACGAACUUGAAGAUUUGUUGAAGGCGGCACAUUUCAAUCCUGCGACGGAUCAUCUGAUAGCCACCGGAGACAUUGUCAUGAAAGGACCUGACACUGCAGGAGUUAUCGAUAUCCUUCGUGGCUGCAAAGCAUCUUGUGUUCGCGGCAAUCAUGAAGAUAGGCUCCUCUUGGUUGCCGAGGAUCUCAAGGCAACGUCACUCAGAUCGAAUAAAGGUCCUGGAAACGGUAUCGAUCUGGGCCAUGAGGCAGAGUCCUUCAAAGCUGAUAGUCCAGAACGAAAACUGGCCUUGUCACUCAGUGCAGAUCAACUCGCAUAUCUCAAAGCCUGCCCAGUCAUUCUCCGGGUCGGUGAAUUGAAGGCUUUUGGAGGUGAGGCUGUGGUCGUACACGCUGGCCUUGUUCCCGGCCUUGCGCUAGAGGAUCAAGACCCUGCGUCAGUCAUGAAUAUGCGAAUCGUCGAUCUCAAGACUCACGUUCCAUCGAAGUUGCACGAAAAGGAAGGCAGUAUUCCAUGGUAUGUCCUAUGGAAGAAGCACCAACAACUCGCUCCAGCCCAACAACAUCUUGCUGAUUUACGAGAUUCGGGGAAAUGGAAGUCAGCUGUGAAGCCCACAACCAUAAUCUACGGCCACGAUGCCAAGAAAGGAUUGCAAAUCAACAAAUAUACCAAAGGAUUGGAUAGUAAUUGUGUUCGUGGGGGCAAAUUGUCUGCCUUGGUGGUCGACGAGAAGGGCAAACAGGAAGUGGUCCAAGUUCCAUGUCGCGACGAGAGACAGGUUGCCUCGUAA
Messenger RNA from Exophiala bonariae, 1302 nucleotides. RefSeq lists its product as uncharacterized. The transcript has a single exon. Lineage: Eukaryota; Fungi; Ascomycota; Eurotiomycetes; Chaetothyriales; Herpotrichiellaceae. Gene Ontology annotation, biological process: polyphosphate catabolic process. Gene Ontology annotation, cellular component: cytoplasm. Gene Ontology annotation, molecular function: endopolyphosphatase activity; phosphatase activity. The record is from RefSeq and is a predicted model, not a curated record. Bases 1 to 1302 code for a protein of 433 amino acids.